Messenger RNA from Argentina anserina (silverweed cinquefoil), 1552 nucleotides. Its product is annotated as membrane-associated kinase regulator 5. The transcript has 3 exons. The record is from RefSeq and is a predicted model, not a curated record. NCBI's taxonomy places the organism in Eukaryota, Viridiplantae, Streptophyta, Magnoliopsida, Rosales, Rosaceae. Gene Ontology annotation, cellular component: plasma membrane. Bases 218 to 1237 code for a protein of 339 amino acids.
UCUGUUUCCUGACUCAUAGUCUCAGAGUCUCUCACACAUAAAACGAAGUGUAAUUUUUAUUUGUUUUAAUCACCACGCUCUGUCUCUGUUAAUUUAUUAUUUCACUCAUUUCUUCACGCUACCCAAUCAGUCUUCUGGUAUAAAAACCCCAACACAAAACUCUUCACUUUCCAAACACAAAGCUCCAAUCUUUAGCCCUCUGUUUCUCUCUGUAACAAUGGAGACUCUGUACUUUCUGAAGUUCUGGAAACCCAACCCUUCUCCCAUUGCAAUCCCCAGUCCUUUGGUGGAAACUGACAAUGAGUUUGAGGUGGAAGAGGAGGAAGAAGAAGACUCCUUCUUUGAUUUGGAGAUUAGUAUAGAAUCAAACACCAGAACCCAUCAGGAAAGUUCCAAGCUUUACUCAAAAGAAGCCAAAACAGAACCAACCCUUUAUGUUUCUUCUCCUACUGAUCCAAUUUCCAAAAGGAAAGUUCUCCCCAUUGAACCCAUUCCCAUUGCUCUACUCAAAUCAGGUCCAAAGUUUGGGGUUUCCAUCUUCAAAAAACCCAAAUCAGCUACAGCCAAAAAGGCAGAGAAAACAGGGGAAACAGAGUCCUGCAUUUUGAAGGAGACCCAGAAGCAGAAGAGGCCAGAAGUGAAAGGAAAUGGAAUUUCGAGCCCUGCUAAGCUGACCAGAGAAAACAGUUCGAGGGAAACUAGAAGCAAAUUGCAGAAUGAGCGCUCUGAUGAUUCGAAAACAGAGCGGUUUUCCAAGGAUGUGAUAAAGAAGUACCUGAAGCUAAUCAAGCCUCUGUACCUGAAAGUUUCCAAGAGGUACGGUGACAAAGUGAAGGUUACCGGCGACUUGCCGAUGGCAUCGCCGACUUCAUCACCGGCGGUGUCUAUGUACUCGCCGAGGAAGGAGAAGCAGGGGAACAUUCCGGCCGGAAUUCGAGUUGUUUGUAAGCAUCUUGGGAAGAGCAAGUCGGCCACGGCAGCUAUGGCGGUGGCUCCGCCAGUUAACCGGAGAGAUGACUCGCUGUUGCUUCAAGCAGAUGGGAUUCAGAGCGCCAUUCUACAUUGCAAGAGAUCAUUCAAUUCUAUAGAUUCCUCUUGCCUAUCAAGAUCAACAAGUUGGACUAGUUCGUCCAUGAACUCAUAUUCUAGUGAAUCGUCUAUGUUAUCCCGAUUUGCUGUCGAAUCCCAUGAGAGGUCUGCGAGAAGCUCCAUAGGGGAAGAGCUAGCAUGCUUUUGAUAUUUGAUCAAGCUUUGUUUAUUUGUAUUCAACGCGGGUAGAAACAGAGCUAGGGUACUCUGUUUCUUUCGUACUAUGAUGUAAAAGCAAAGGAACAUUAAAGUAAUUUUGGGGUUUUAGGAUUGAAGCAUAGGGGUCUGCCGUUUGCGAUUUUAGGGUUUUGGCUAAUUGAUGACCGGUGAAUACCAUUAGGGUUCUUCACUAGUUGUUGUCUGAAAAGUGACGGGUCAUUAUGAAAUCUUGAACAUACUCUGAUUUCUAGUUUGUGUAUCAAUCAGAUUGUGUUGCUUUUAUGUUGCUUUUGAAUGAAUGAAU